ACUGCAUUUCUGAGAAGGACAGUACCUGGAGAUCUCACUGCCUGCGCUCCACUGAGAGAUGUGGUGAAGUUUUCCAAUUUUUAGGACUUAAACAGCAGUUUUGCUUGUUGCAAGGAAAUUUGCAAUGAUCCUUGCGAGCAUUGCUUUUAAGCUGUGUUAAAUUUGUGGCAGGAGGGUCAGGCAUUUCAUACUUGGCUUCCAAAAGAGAAAAAAAAAAAGAAACGAAAGAGACAGAGAAAAAAAGCCCUGAUGUGUGCAGGGAAGAAAUCUCCCAGGAAUUUAUUCAAGGUUGUAGUCAGACGCAGUAAGGUCUAAAGUGACAAGGAAAGCAAGGCAAAGAUAAAACUUGGUAUUGUGAUAAGAUGUCUGAGUGUAAAGUGGGAGAUUGCAGAAACCUUUUGGGAUUGCACAUGUUCAUCUUGUCCUGGAUAUGACUGAAUACAAGCUAGUUUUUCUUUAGUGACGGCUCAAAAAACCCCUCAAGAUUAUGUUUCCCUUCCUUGUUGCUUUUUUGCCGGUGGUUUUUAAAAUUGGUUUUGUCAACCUCUCAGCUCUGCAGCACUGGAACUGUCCUAAUGGAUACAGAUUAAAGCCUGAAAACUCUGCUUGUAUAGAUAUUGAUGAGUGCCUUGAAGGUGGUUUGGGAACCUGUGGCCAAACCUGUAUCAAUAUUCCAGGAUCCUACGUCUGCUCUUGUUUGCCUGGCUACUCUUUGGAUAUUGACAAACGGUCUUGCUAUGUGAAUGACCCUGCACCAUUCCUGCUUUUUAGCCAUGGAAAUGCCAUCUUUAGAAUUGACACUGAAGGGACCAAUCACGAAAGAUUGGUUGCUGAUACUGGUCCAUCAACACUUAUGGAUUUUCAUUAUGUAGAAGAGAAAGUGUAUUGGGUAGACUCUGAAAGGAGACUACUUCAAAGAAUUCACCUGAAUGGCACAAAACAAGAGAGACUAUGCUACAUAGACAAAGGCAUUUCAGGAUUUGCUAUUGACUGGAUAAAUCAAGAUAUUCUCUGGGCCAAUAGACAGAAAGGAACCAUAGAAUUGACAGACAUGAAUGGGAAGAAACGUCGAGUUCUUCUAAGAGAUGUUGGUCAUCCCACAAGGAUUAUCAUUGAUGCUGAACAAAGACAUCAAUUGCUUGGUAUGUCGCUCUUCGCUGAGCACCUGUACUACUCAGAGUUGAAAUCUGGCAUGAUAUGGAGAGCCAACAAAUAUACUGGAAAAGUUGUAGUCACAAUUAGCCUGAAGCCAUCAUUUUUUCCACCAGUGGAGAUAAAAAUAGUACAUCCUUUUAAACAGCCAGGUGCAAGAACUGAUUCUCAGGAUUUGGAAAAAGGAACCUGUGAUUUGAGUAAAGAAAAAUGCAGAAGAAGAAUCUGCAGGCCAGACUCAAGGACUCAUCGGUGUAAAUGUCCUACUGGCUUCAUUUUAAGUAGAAAUAAACAGUUUUGUGAAGAUAUUAAUGAAUGUGGCUUUUGGAAUCACGGCUGUACUUUGGGCUGCGUGAACAUCCCUGGUUCCUAUUACUGCACCUGCCCGAGAGGUUUUGUUCUGCUGCCUGAUAGGAAAACCUGUCAUGAGCUAAUUUCCUGUACAAGUAACGACACUGAAUGUAGCCAUGGUUGCCUUCAAACAUCUAAAGGCCCUGUUUGCUUUUGUCCGGAAGGAUCUAUACUCAAAGUGGAUGGCAAAACAUGCACAGGUUGUACAUCUCCAGAUAAUGGUGGCUGCAGUCAGAUAUGCUCUUCUUUAAGCCCAUCCUCCUGGGAGUGUGCUUGUUUUCCUGGAUAUAAGCUUCAGCGAGACAGAAAGCACUGCACAGCUAUAGGUCCUAAGCCAUUUUUGUUAUUUGCAAAUGGCCAAGAUAUCCGCCAGAUCAGUUUUGAUGGAACAGAUUAUACAAGUUUACUUGACUGGCAGAUGGGAAUAGUCUUAGCACUAGACUCUGACCCAGUGGAAAAUAAGAUUUACUUUGCUCACACUGCCUUGAAAUGGAUAGAACGAGCUAAUCCGGACGGCUCAAAUCGUGAAAAAGUUGUUCAUGAAGCUAUAGAUACACCCGAAGGCCUCGCUGUGGACUGGAUUAACCGUAAAUUGUAUUGGACAGACAGAGGGAAGGCGUGCAUCGAAAGGAGCAAUCUGAAUGGAAUGCAAAGAAAAAUGAUCAUCUGGGAGGAUAUCUCCCAGCCCCGAGGGAUUGCCAUUCACCCAUUUGCUAAGAGAUUAUUCUGGACUGACAUGGGGGUCAAUCCCAGGAUUGACAGCUCUUCAUUAGAAGGCAUCGAUCGUCGGGUUAUAGCCAGCACUGGUCUGGUGUGGCCCAGUGGAAUAGCUCUUGACUACUUAGCAGACAAAGUGUACUGGUGUGAUGCUAAGCAGUCAGUGGUUGAGAGCGCAAAUCUGGAUGGUUCUGGUCGUCAAAUUCUUGCACAGAAUGAUGUAGGCCACCCUUUUGCUGUAGCGGUGUUUGAGGACCACCUUUGGUUUUCUGACUGGGCUAGGCCAUCACUAAUGAGGGUGGAUAAGAAGACCGGCCAAAACAGGGUACGUCUUCGAGGCAGCAUGCUGAGACCCUCAUCAAUGGUUGUAGUGCAUCCUUUGGCGAAACCAGGGGCAAAUCCUUGCCUUUAUCAGAAUGGAGGCUGUGAUCAGAUCUGUGAAAACAAUUUUGGAAUUGUACAUUGCAAGUGUCAUCCAGGAUUUGGGAAAACUCAAGAUGGAAAAACCUGUCAUGCUCUGGAUUCUUCCAACUCAACAGAAGGAAGUGUCUCUGUGCAGAAGGAGGUAGUGCCAAUGCCACCACCAGAGAUCGUACUCCAGAGCACACAGAGCAAUGGGAUUUUUAAGGAUAUGGACAGUGGGCAAAAGCAGAAAAUAAUUUUUUUGAUGGCUGAAAUCAUGGUAUCAGAUCAAGAUGACUGCACUGCACUCGAAUGUUACGUCAAUGCAGAGUGUGUUUUGCUGGAAGAUGGUGCUGUGUGCCAGUGUUUGAAAGGAUUUACCAGGAAGGGGAACUCAUGCUAUGAUGUUGAUGAGUGUGCUGUAAAUAUGGACCACUGUGAUCGAAAUGUGUCGGGCUGCAUCAAUACGGAAGGGAGCUAUGUCUGUAAAUGCCUGGAGGGCUACACUGGGGAUGGAGUCCAUUGCUAUGAUAUUGAUGAGUGCAACACGGGGUCCCACACCUGUGGAGAGAACAUGACCUGCACAAAUACAGAAGGAAACUUCACUUGCUCGUGUGCUGAUCAUGCUUCUGGAACUGGCAUCAGUUGCAAAACUACUGUUCCCCCAACUGUUGUCAGCAAUGAAUACUCUACACACGCUGUGCAAGGUGAUAUUGUAGGAUGCCCUCCUUCGUACGAGUCAUAUUGCCUUCAUGGUGGAGUGUGCAAUUAUGUUUCUGAUCUACAAGACUAUGCCUGCAACUGUGUGACGGGCUACGUUGGGGAGCGGUGCCAGUUCAGUGACCUGGAGUGGUGGGAGCAGCAGCAUGCCGAGCGGGUGAAGAUGCGGAAUAUCACCAUCACAGUGUGUGUAGCUGUGCUGGUCCUUCUACUGCUGCUGGGGUUCCUGGCUGCCUACUGCCACAGAAGUCAAAAUUUGUAUAAGAAGAAUCUCUAUGCAGAAGCGAUAAGAGACGCCAGCAGCCGUGCUGACAAUGAGAACGUGACACCUACUAGCAACAAGUCUCUGUUUGCGGUUGUUAAGGAGUGUAACAGUUCUCUGGAGACUAAAGUGGUUGAUCUAAUUGAGUGUGAGACAGCAGAUCCUCAUCCUGCCUGUCCUUCAGAAUCUGCGGAAGAACAGCCUAUAACAUACGACAAAGCAGCAGAGACUUUGACUGAAGAGAAGAGAGAACAAGGACAUCAGAAAGAGGUUCCUGUUGGUGAGAAAUCAUGCCAGCCCCUGGGAGUGGCGAAGAGCCCUCCCCAGGUGUCCUGGAGCAUCCAUCCCAAGCCCCUGCUGGAAAGGGAGCCCUGCACUCUUGCCCCAGCCAGCCUGCUGAUGCAACCAGACUAGAAGCAGCCUGGGUUUGAGUGGGAAAAGAAGGAAGUCAGCAGAGAAUGGGAACUGACAAAACACUGAAACAAUACUCAUUUUUUCACUAAAAUUUGCUUUUGAAAAAAAACCACAAAUCAAAACCAACUAGAGAAGUCCUCCCCUGCCACUCCUUCCCUGUCAUCUCUGCUUGGAAGAGUUACUAUGAGCAACGUGUUGGCAAUGAGUACUCUAUAAAUAUCACUGCUGCUAACUUCAUUAACUGCCUGCUACAAGGACACUGAGGGGAAAAUAGACAAGUGGGUGAUUUAUGAGUGAUAAAUAUUUUCUUAAUGGAGCUUGUUGUAAGUAGUGGUCUUCACACAAACACAGAGUCUAGAAACUGCCUAGAAAAUGGGUCACAAGGACAGCUGCAGAGAAACAGGAAUGGAAGAUGAUGCAGAAAAAUUAGUUCAAAAUGAAUGUUUUUAUUAAAAUACUGUUCAUGGACACUAUAUUCCUCUCCCCAGUGCUGCUGACAGGCCAAUGUAACUUCUUGGACUUCACUUGAGAUGUUCUUGUAUCUGCUUCCGUGAGCAAGCACCAAAUGGGAUCUUGCAUUUCUCAGGUUUGGUGUGCUGUAGGAUGAUUUGUGGGCAUAUGUUAUUAAUGGUGGGCGACAUUUGAGGGAAAAGGUGAUUCUUCCAUUUUAUUUCCCAGUAUACGCUGGUCCCUCAGAGCGUAACAGGAUUGUCUCUGGACCGAGGAGGUGGGUCUGUGUCUGCUUUCAGCCCUGUGAAGAGGAAUGUGCUGGAGCUGUCCUGGCCUCACAGAAGUGUGUCUGGCACCAAAACCUGGUUCAUUAUGUAGGACAGUGCGAGGACAGAAGUGCAGCCACUUUCUGUUCCAAAACAACAGGAGGAGUGGGUCAAAAAACCAAAAAAGCCACCUCAGUUUGGACUGACUUCCACACAGCUGAUUUUUGCUGCCUGUUAAAUUCAAGGGAACAAUUGGAAAACUAAACCAAUUUUUCUUGUAACUGUCUUUCUAACAGCUACUGUUCCCUUCCAGUUAUUUACUAAGAACUAACUCUCUUAUAAAGCUCUGUUGUAUACAGAGUUGUAGCUUAACUGUUUAACAUAAGAUUAGCUCAGCUGGUCAGAGCAUGGUGCUAAGAAUGCCAAGGUUGUGGUUUUGAUCCCUGUACGGGCCAUUCACAUAAGAGUUGGACUCUAUGAUCAUUGUGGGUCCUUUCCAACUCAGAAUAUUCCGUGAUGUUAAGUGAUUUUCAGCACUUGUCUUGAAUUCCUGUGCCAUUUUCAGAACAUUUUGGAAGACAUCUGGAAAUCAGCUAAAUUACUAAUAAUGUUUUUAUUAUUUGUAUGGUACCUCUCAGUCCUCUGUCUUUAAAGCCUACUACUGUAACUAUUGGACACCUCCUUUAAACUCUGCUACAGUGCCUACCAGUAGUGUUCCUUGUAAUUCAUUAGCUGGUUAAUAGUGGCAAAUGUUAUUAAUUUUUGUGUUUGCUAUCCUGCUUUUCUGGGGUUUUUUGAAUCCUGCCGGAAAGGUUUGGGAUGUUGUAAUUUUUCUACCAGCUCUGUAGGCCAACAUGGGAAAGAGUAUUGAAAGGCUCUUACCUCUUAUCUAAAACAGUUACACACUUGAGUAACUUUGUGAAGUUGAUUCUGAUUUAUGUUGGUGUAAACAGUAAGAACAUUGAGUCCAAGGUGUCAGAAUUACAAAAAUUAUAAUGCUCUGUUGUGUAGAUGGUUGUCAUUUGUCUUCUAAAGUGAUUUUUGCAGGUGGUUUUUAAUUGUUGAGUCUGUUUUCUAAUCACAUUCGUUCUGAAUUCAGAAUAAACUUGUAAAAUAGGCAUUUCCAGAGGUUAGUUGGAACUAACAGCUAUGAAGACUUGUUCUCCUGUGUGAAUGGCAACAAGGGUAUUUCCACGGAAAGAGAAAUGGUU
Lepidothrix coronata (blue-crowned manakin) is the source of this 5945-nucleotide messenger RNA. RefSeq names its product epidermal growth factor (gene EGF). Bases 488 to 4018 code for a protein of 1176 amino acids. Gene Ontology annotation, molecular function: calcium ion binding. The record is from RefSeq and is a predicted model, not a curated record. NCBI's taxonomy places the organism in Eukaryota, Metazoa, Chordata, Aves, Passeriformes, Pipridae. The transcript is spliced from 24 exons.